This is a messenger RNA of Pungitius pungitius (ninespine stickleback), 3097 nucleotides long. RefSeq lists its product as uncharacterized. The record is from RefSeq and is a predicted model, not a curated record. Lineage: Eukaryota; Metazoa; Chordata; Actinopteri; Perciformes; Gasterosteidae. The coding region runs from base 30 to 3026 and encodes 998 amino acids. The transcript is spliced from 17 exons.
AUAAUUUAGCAGUCCACAGUGGUGAAAACAUGCAGCAGGAUUGUAUCACCGAUCUGUACCGAUCCCUCGGUAAGUCCGUCGGAGCCGAGUUUUCCUCUGAAGAUGUGAGUGUCCUCUACCACAAAGUGUUUCAUGUAUCUUCUGACACCAAUGAAGCGUAUUUGGCAAUGAAGAAGAUUGCAGGAGGAGACGAUAGUUGGUCAUGUGUUGGUGAAAAUGUGUUGGAUGUUCUCCUAGAAAUGGAAAGGGAGAAGGAAAAGAAGGAAAAGUUCCACUGGGACCUCCAGCUGCUAAAUGUUGGAAAUCUCAACACUCUCCGUGUGACGGACAAACAAGUUAGAGUCGAUCCUCAUGUGCUGAAUCGUCUCCACCAAAGCACAGACCCCAUUACGUUGCCACAUCUGGUUGGUGGGGGGGAGCUGCGUGGGAGUGCGAGAGUUGUGAAGAGACUGAAGAAGGCAGCCAGGCAGUGCUGGGCGAGAUUGGCAUCAGAGAGUGUGCAAAGUCUAUUGCCCUCUCCCUGGCAGGGGCAAAGCCUCGGGGUUAGAGGUCAUGCCUGGGGCUGUGUCUCCCUAUCGGACGUCCUCCUCUUGCUGGAUGUGAAGUAUGAUGCGGUGACCCACUUGCUUUUUACUGAAAUGCUUCAGGAGCACUACACUCUGCGUAUUUGGGAGACCCUGCCGCCAUGGCAACAACAUAAGGAAGAGGAGGGGCUGGGGGAUCUUGCAGAUGAGGCUUUGGAAUCAGGUGAUAUGCUUCGUUUGGCUGAGCUACCAGGAGCCUUAAGGAUAUACAGGGCCUCUGUGAGUCCUGAGUGCAGGGAGCAGUGUUGGUCUGCCGUUUCGCUCCUGUAUGAGUUAUUCACAUUUCAUCAGCAAGAAAGGGACGCGCUAAUAGUCCUCGGUGAGAGACUGGACAGGGGAAGCCUAAGGCUAUUGUGCCUGCACAUCAGAUUGGCAACUCUGAGAGCUCAGAGAGAAGAAAUGUCUUACAGCGCUCUACUGGCAGCGCGGCAGUCCUGGGAAACAUGGCCUCAUAUAAAAGGUCCCUGCAGAGCAGAGCAGGCAGCGCUGUGGCUGCACAGUGAAGAGCGGAAGAAAGACUUUAUCUCAGUGUCACCACAGCAGCAGGCGGUGCUGCAGCUGCUGGUGCUGACUCAGGAACAGGAGAGGAAGCACCUGGUCAAGUUGGCAAAUGGGAUCUCUAUAGAGGAUUUGGAAGAGCCAGGUUCCACUUUGCCUCUAAAAGAAGAUAGCCAUCAACAAGAUGCUUUAAGAAAUGGCUGUAUAAAAAGACUUGGAGAACUUCGUGCUGACUUGCUGAUGCGCAAUAACACUCAGACCACCUUAGAGCAAACACACUGUCAACCACAACUGCAGCCCAACACAAGCAGUCAACCGACAGGGUGGUGCCAACACCAUCUGGAGGAUUGUUCCCUGCUCCUUUUGACCCAUCUGAUGGAGUUCCAGGAUGUCCAAGCAUCUGCAUUACUGCCAGCGCUGAUGGACAAGAGUGCACAGUGUGUCCAAGCUCUGCGAGAAGCAUACGAAUCAGAACUUCAAGCACCGUGCUACACCAACCUGCUCCAGCUGAUAUCAAAUGCCCCCUUUACUUCAGGCUCUGUACUACCUCAUUAUACGGACUUAACCGAAAAAAGCAAAGAUGAGCAAAUCACAGCUCUCUCCUUCUGCAGUGGAGCGGUUGAUGAUCACCACAGCAGUGGUGAGCCAGCUGAAGCUCCAAUGGGGGAUCCGGAGGGAGAACUAAAUGUGACUCGAGCUGCAGAAAGGACCGACAAAGAGGACAUCUGUAAAGGUGCUGCAAGCAGAGGCAAACCUGGACCAAACCCUUGCAGCCGCAAUUACAACAUGCCCCCCCCCCAACCGCUCCAAGAUCGUGGAGCGGUCACGGAGGACCUGCCCUACUUGGAGAUCCUACGUGUGUCAGAUGCAACACGUCAGAGUCUUGACGCAGGCAGAGAAACCCACGACGAAAGAGAGGUCGGCAGUGCAACAAAGCUCCCCAGGAGUUAUGAGAAACAGGGCUCGCUGAUCACCCUCGCUUGGAGUAAACCAGCAGAGGACGACACAGAGGGUGGGGAAGGGGCUGCAGGAGAGAGCAAGGAAGUACAACCGAAGGACAGAAGCAGUACAGCUGAACACACAACGUGGGAGGGGACUACUGGAGUGAGGGACGGAGAGGAGAUGAAACCUUCUCCGCUUCACUCUGAUUCUACACGUCAUCCUGUUGCACAUUCCGCAGAACAACAGUGCAGCACAGGAGGACAGAGAGCACUAGCGGAACAACCCGAGAUGGGAGAACCUAAAUGCAUCCUGCAAACACGUGCUUUAGUAGCAGAGACCCUGCAGGCUGCAGAAGCACAUUGCUUAGUUGACCCCCCUGAGAUUGAGCGGGAUGGUGGGGACAUCUGCUCUGAACUGAUGAAGCGAACAGCUAAUGUGGACAGAGAAGUGCUCGAGGUGGAAAGGUGUCCCACUGCCGCAGAGUCGGAGCUAUGGGACAUGAGAGGACCCGAAACCCCUUAUCCAGAGGACCAGAAAUACACUCAAGCCGCAUUUGACAGUAGCCCUCCAAGGAGGGAGGCAACGAGGGAUCCCACACUGAUGGAGAGAGAGCGGGCAAGAGAACCAGUCUCAGAAAUGGAGAGAGAAAUCACAAUGCGCAACCUGGUGGACACGCAAAGAAAGGUGGAACAGAGGCAACAGAGGGACAAAGAGAGACAACUUCUGAGGGUUCAGGAGCGUCUGUCUAUCAUGCAGAACAGAAUAGCAGAAGAAGGCCUACUUGGCCUGAAACAUAUAGAUAGGCUAAGGCACCUCACAAAAGAUCUACCACAGGAGGAUAAGAACCAGCAGAAGACAGUUGUCAGAGAGCGACUGGAUCAGCUGAGAAGAGAGAGAUCCUAUGUAAUGCAGUCCAAAAGAGAAAGGAAUACUGCCGGAUUUAAAGAGCUCCUGGGUCCAGUAGCUCUCAACAGCAAUGAAACAGACGAGGGAGAAGACUGAGAAACUACAGCUAUAUAAAUGCAUGUGCUGUUUUAACAAAAAGGGAUUUACUAUUAAUUAUUGCCUUCAAC